Dermacentor silvarum is the source of this 533-nucleotide messenger RNA. RefSeq lists its product as uncharacterized. NCBI's taxonomy places the organism in Eukaryota, Metazoa, Arthropoda, Arachnida, Ixodida, Ixodidae. The record is from RefSeq and is a predicted model, not a curated record. The coding region runs from base 39 to 533 and encodes 164 amino acids. The transcript has 4 exons.
GCAGUGGCGCUUGCCGCGCCUGAUGCGAAUUGCUAGAAAUGACGGUGGUUUGCUGUCGGCCAGUUUGGCGGGAACCGUUACGACGAAGCGGAGUAGUGAAGUUGCCAGGAGGCGCAAACAAAGAAAGCAUUCAUGCGAUCUGUGAGUGCAAUGAAGAAAGUGCGGCUGCUUCGGAUGAAAAAGUAUCUGAGAAGCCGGCAGAAAGUGACCACGCUUCCAGCAACCCAAUCCCUUGUCCUGACGCACUACUUGAACUGAAGGCAAUUGAAGACAUGGUCACAGAUCCCUUUUGCAUGGACCUUGGGCGAAUGAAAAAUGCUUUUGGCCACAACUGCAGAGUGGGCCCCAAAGUGUCAGUCAAUGUGCAAUUCUUUCAGCUUGCCUUUGAAGCAGAAAUAAUGUUUAGAGACACAGUGGAGGCUGUGGAGGCCAAGCUAAGCAAAAUGCAAGAGAUUUUGGACCGGGGAAUCUCAUGGGACUUGAAGAAUUUGUUCGACCCAAGGAGGCUGAUGCUGCAGUUUUUACUAUGCUAA